Messenger RNA from Passer montanus (Eurasian tree sparrow), 396 nucleotides. Its product is annotated as feather keratin 1-like. The transcript is spliced from 2 exons. Gene Ontology annotation, cellular component: intermediate filament. NCBI's taxonomy places the organism in Eukaryota, Metazoa, Chordata, Aves, Passeriformes, Passeridae. The coding region runs from base 1 to 396 and encodes 131 amino acids. The record is from RefSeq and is a predicted model, not a curated record. Gene Ontology annotation, molecular function: structural constituent of cytoskeleton.
AUGCAAGAGCUGUAUAAAAGGAGGCUCUUCUCCCCACUCUCACAUUCACUGCACUCACCUCCAUCUCCUUGCAACAAGGUGCAUCUGCAGCCCCAAGCCAUGUCCUGCUACAGCCCGUGCCGGCCCUGCCAGCCCUGUGGCCCCACCCCGCUGGCCAACAGCUGCAAUGAGCCCUGUGUCAGGCAGUGCCAGGACUCCACCGUGGCCAUCCAGCCCUCGGCCGUGGUGGUGACCCUGCCUGGCCCCAUCCUCAGCUCCUUCCCACAGAACACCGUGGUGGGAUCCUCCACCUCUGCUGCUGUUGGCAGCAUCCUCAGCUCUCAGGGAGUGCCCAUCAGCUCUGGGGGCUUUGGCCUCUCUGGCCUGGGCAGUGGCCUCUGUGGCUUCCCCUGCUGA